Messenger RNA from Chelonia mydas (Green sea turtle), 3002 nucleotides. RefSeq names its product solute carrier family 2 member 8 (gene SLC2A8). Gene Ontology annotation, molecular function: transmembrane transporter activity. The record is from RefSeq and is a predicted model, not a curated record. The coding region runs from base 1086 to 2468 and encodes 460 amino acids. The transcript is spliced from 3 exons. NCBI's taxonomy places the organism in Eukaryota, Metazoa, Chordata, Testudines, Cheloniidae. Gene Ontology annotation, cellular component: membrane. Gene Ontology annotation, biological process: transmembrane transport.
AAAAAAAACAGAAAAAGCUGACACCAGCUGAAAAGCAACCCAAAAUACCAUGAAUCUACUGUCACAAUAGAAAUUGUGUUUUGUGUUAUCUUGUGUUGUUUGUCUUGUUGCUAAGCACUGUUGUGUACCAAAUGCUGCAGGAAAACCUCCUCAAGUAGCAGACACCAUAUUAUAAAAAAAUAAUUUUAAAGCAAAAAUUAUAAAUACUGUAAACCUACAAAUAAUUAAAAAUAAAUUAAGCUCUUUGUCACAGCUACAAAACAGCCUAAUACAAAAACAAAUACAAAUAAAAAAAAUACAUACUGCUAUAGCUAUAAAAUGUAAUAAAAUGCAGAUACUUGGUUUGUUCACCUUAAAACACAAAAUGUUUUAGGGUAAUAUCAAAAAACACUAAGGUUUUAAUACACUCGCUAAAGCAAAAAAAAAUAUCACUGUUUAAUACUUAUCAAUACAAAUAAAUGCAGUACGUUUUUAGUAUAGUAAGGCCAGACCUUUUCACGGGGGGAAUUGUUAUUAAAAUCGCACACCAACAGGCUCUGAAGGCAAAAAUAUAAAAAGUUAGCCCACUACCCAUAGUGAACAUGGAAUCCUUCUGGCUACCCCAGACCUCAAGCCAGUGGGCUGGGGAGGGAGGGAAGCUAUUGAACACCAGAGGUUGUACCAAGUGGACUCCUCAAAAGUGGGUGUGCUUAUCCUUGCCUGUUGCUCCAAAGCUCUGUAGUAAAGACAUUUCCCUAAAAUCUUGUAUCUAAAAUAAAUUAAAUAAUAAGACCAAAGUACUGUAUAAUGGGCAAUGUGUAUGUGUCAAUUCCUAAAAAAAAAAAAAAAAUUAAAUAAAAAUGUUAGCAACCUGCUAGUAAGCAAAUGUAAUGUAAAUAUGGUGUUUACCAAUAAUCGCAUUUACUGUUUGCCAGAACCAAAAUGUCUCAGCUUUGCCCAGUUAAAAAAAAAGCUGUGUAAAACCCGUGAAGCCGUAAAGACCGCUUUAGAUAAGGAAAAGGCCAAGCAUAAGGGGAUUGUCAGUAAAGACAUCUGAAAAUGGCAACUUGAAGACAAGGAGCUACCUGCAAGUGGACCUGAUUUAAAUGUUUUUGCAGAUUUUGCAGGUGUGUCUGUCUGAAGUUCUGGAAAAAAUUCAACUGCAUCUGCAUUUAAAUCCAUCUGAAAUGUUAUGCUGUAAAAGAAAAUCAUACUAUGUAGCUGCUGCUUGCAUUUUUGCUUUCACUUUGAUGAUUCUAUAUUACCUUUGGACACAGGGGCACUCUCUCCUACCAAAUAUAACACCACAAGAAGGCAACUUCUGUAGAGGGGAACUUGCCAGCAAUACAAUCACAGCCAUAAAAGGUACUAGAGCUUUUAUCAUUGCCCCAUACUUCGAUAAUAGAAAAAGCAAAAUAACCCGCGUGAUUGGGAUUGUUCACCAUGAAAAGGUGAAAGACCUUUUCUGUUGGUUCUGCUGCCAGCCUGAUGGUGAAAUAUAUGUAUCAACGGCAGCAAUAGAGGUUCAUUCAGAUCGAUUUGGAUUCCCUUACGGGGCAGCAGACUUGCUUUGUUCAGAACCUCAAAACUGUGAUCCAAACUUUGUAUCCAUCAGUUGGGAACCUAAAGGAAAUAUUGACCAACUACCAAGGUUUGAAAUAAAAAACCGCAAGCCUGAGACCUUACCCAUUGAAUUCACUGUGUGUAUCUCUCCCAUGUUUGGAAAUUAUAGUAAUGUCUUACAAUUUAUACAGGCCAUGGAGAUAUAUAAAAUUCUUGGGGCACAGAAAGUUAUUAUCUAUAAGAACAGUUGCAGCCAAUUGAUGGAGAAAGCCUUGGAAUUUUAUAUUGCAGAAGGAACCAUUGAGAUAAUUCCCUGGCCAAUUACUUCAUACCUCAACGUUUCUUCUCGAUGGCAUUUUUCUAUGGAUUCCAAAGACAUUGGCUACUAUGGACAAAUCACAGCUCUAAAUGACUGUGUUUACCGCAACAUGUACAAGAGCAAGUUUGUGCUUCUUAAUGAUAUUGAUGAAAUUAUUUUGCCCAUGAAACACCCAGACUGGAAAAUUAUGAUGAGCGGCCUUCAAGAGCAAAAUCGAGGGGCUGGCAUUUUCCUCUUUGAGAGCCACGUCUUCCCUAAAACUGUAUAUGCUUCUACUGACAUAUUCAACAUUACAUCCUGGAAUGCUGUGCCUGGCGUUAACAUCCUGCAGCAUAUUCACAGAGAGCCUAACAGAAAAAAUGUAUUUAAUCCUAAAAAAAUGAUAGUUGAUCCAAGGAAAGUGGUUCAGACUUCAGUCCACUCUGUCCUACAUGCCUAUGCGGACAGUGUGAAUGUUCCCAUUGAUGUUGCCCUUGUUUAUCAUUGCCGGGAACCCCUUCAAGUAAAGCUUCCUAGAGAAUCCCUGAUUAGGGAUACAACUAUCUGGAGAUAUAACUCAUCAUUAAUCAUGAAUGUUAACAAAGUGCUACAGAAAACAGUGUUCUAAGUGCAGAAAAUGAGACCAUGAGGGGGUGGGGAAGGGGUGGAUUACCAAUAUGUAUAGAUUCUGGAAGGAGGGUCCCAACUAAGGUCUGCUCCAGCUUGAUGUUCUCCUUCCCCAGGACUUUCAUCCUCCUUAACACCACAGAGGCUAUCAGACCAGGGGUGGGACCACUCUACUGUGCCCCAGAAAGUGUCAUCUAUGUACCUCUGUCUCCCUUAGCUCUCCCAGUUCAGCCACUCUGGUCUCCAGAGCCCGUACUCAGUCUGAGGGCCAUGAGCUGCUUGCACCAAAUACAUACACAUUGCCUAUUUCUCAGAUGCUGUCUCUAGGCUCUCAUAUUUCACUCAGUUUAAUUGCAGUGGAGAAUUAAUUGAAGUGAUCUGAGUCUUUUUCACAGCUUCAUAUGUCGUUGUAGAUUGUCACAAGGUCCCACAUGCUUUAGAUCACUGGUAAAUGUAUUUAUCCUUAUCCGAUGUUGUUAUAAAGCUAAGGUAACCCCGCUGGCACCUAACCCAAAAUGGCCAAUAAGGAAACAAA